GGCCUCACAGUGAAUGAACCAUAGGAAUGAACUGAACCCGCGGGAAUCCACCUUCAUGGAAUAAACAGAUCUAUUCAUGGAAUACACUCAGAAUGGUUGAAUGCUGAAAGUAAAACUAAUAAUGUAAUACUGAUAGCAAAGUCUGUCGCCUACAUUGCACAGUACUGGUCUGAAAAACAGACAGGAGGAGGGAGAGGUCCCUAUCCCGGGACAGGAACCACAAACCUUCCAGGUCCUUCUCACGAUCAAGGAGGGUUGAAUAUGAAGGAUUUAAGCUGGACUAGACUGCCGUCGACUGAUAAUUGUGGAACGAUGGAUACUCGCAAGCGGAUCGGGCAUCGGAUCGGGCAUCGGAUCGGGAAAGGCCCUGCUCGACGAAACCUGUUUGGCCCAGUCGACAGAGAGCAGCUGCAGGUGGAGUACCAGGCUGCCCUGCAGGAAGACCUGGAGGAAGCUUGCCAGCGAUGGGGCUUCGACUUCAUCUCAGACAAGCCUCUGGAGAGAAGCGAUUUCCAGUGGCAUGCCAUCCCAGCCAACAAGGUGCCGCUGCUCUACAGAUCCUGUAUGCUUGGUCCGGGACGUACAGAAGGUCAGAGGACAGCAGAGGCAGCAGUUAAGCCCAAGGGACAAGGAAGGGUGGAGCCACCACAGAGUGACAAGGAGAACAUCCCAUGUUCGCCAGAGAGAUGUGCACUCAACAUGGAGAAAACACCAGAGAGAAGAGAGAACACAGGGCUGAAGAGGAAGCAGACAAACAUUACAGAUUUCUAUCAGGCUAAAAGAAGAGUAGUUUGGAUGCCACUCAAAUCCGGCGAGUGAUUUGCGGUGCAGUAUCCUGCAAAAGUUGCCAAUAUCCCAAGAGAACCACACAAACAGUGCUACACUCGGGAAAUCUACAGUCUGCACAGCCACUCGCCAGGAGGUACUGGACCCAGUGAAUUAUCUGACAACAGAAGAGACCUCAGCUAUACAUCAUUAUUAUAUAUUACUGUAAGGUAAAUUAGGGUACUGUAUUCACUCAAGGGGGGGUUGGUGUUUACCCAGUGAUAAGAAGGGGACAUUUGAGCAGAGAAGAUUAACGGUAAUCUCUCGAAUCAGUGGAUUUAUACUGAUUUGGAUCAUGGAGAUGCCAAAGAGUUGAGUGACAUUUCCUACUGUACAUUCCACAGGUCUGAAAAUGUAUGUCACCUCUGUACUUUUAGCAGUAUGGAGAUAUGAUGAUGGACACAUUACUGCAGAGACUUGAAACAGAUGUCAUGUUGGUUCUAAUCAUUGUGACAAAUUGCAGAAUAAUCUUAAGCCCUUUGGUUUCUCUGUUCAAAUCCACUCUUUUUUUUUUUUUUACAAUGUUUUUUCUUUAAGUGAAUCAUGGGGGCUAGCAGUUAUUUUGUGUGUUGAAAAAAUGCUUGAAAGAUGUUUGAUAUCCUGUACAUGCAGUUGCUUUGCUUUAGAUUUUUAACGUGCCAUCAUGUCCUCUUUCAUUUUUUUUCCAUCUGCUGUAUGUCGAUAGAUUUAUCAAAGCAGAUCUCCACAAGUGCCCUGUCUGGACUCUGACAUUGCAGGUUAGGAGCGUAGCACCAUGUCUUAGGAACACUUAAAAACAUUUAUAUUAGGGUUUACAUAAACAUAUAUACAUGUUGAC
Perca flavescens (yellow perch) is the source of this 1642-nucleotide messenger RNA. RefSeq names its product cyclin dependent kinase inhibitor 1A (gene cdkn1a). Gene Ontology annotation, biological process: signal transduction by p53 class mediator; negative regulation of cyclin-dependent protein serine/threonine kinase activity; regulation of G1/S transition of mitotic cell cycle. Gene Ontology annotation, cellular component: nucleus; cyclin-dependent protein kinase holoenzyme complex. Gene Ontology annotation, molecular function: cyclin-dependent protein serine/threonine kinase inhibitor activity. The transcript is spliced from 4 exons. The record is from RefSeq and is a predicted model, not a curated record. Lineage: Eukaryota; Metazoa; Chordata; Actinopteri; Perciformes; Percidae. The coding region runs from base 262 to 819 and encodes 185 amino acids.